AUGGAUUCACUCUUAGAGGAUGCCCGUAUUGCUUUAAGAAUUAUAUUAGAACAAGCUCCACAACUUCUUGUCAAUGGUGUUGACUCACCUGAAAGUAUUAUUUGUUGUAUCUGCCUUAAUGAAGUUACUUUAAUGCAAACACAGCGUUGCCCCAAGUGUCGUAAUCCUAUAGAAAUUAGUGUUUCUGAAGAUACGGUCAAUGCGACUGAGUCAAGCAUAGCCGUAGAAGAAAUCGAGUAUUCGAAUGAAGACAUGUGGAUAGAUUAUGAUGCCCUUACCAAUUUUCAGACUGACUUCAAUCCUGAUCUCACACUAGAAAUACCUCUCAAUUCUCCAAAUAUUAAUAUAGAAUUAUCAUCAAAUAUCGCUAGUUCUUCUAAUACCUCCCAUAUUCCAAACACAACAGAUUCUUCCAUCACUUCUUUUAACUCAAAUGCAUCAAGACGCAGAAAUCCGACUCGCUCUGCAAGACCUACCAAUUUAAGUGAAACGUCAGUAUCUUCACCCGGUCUUUUAUCUGGAGAGAGUGUAUCAGCCCCAUCUAGACGAAAUAGACGUAUAGAACGUUUAGAACGCGAUAUUCCACUUAUUAUUCGGGAGUUAAAUACUGUCCCAAAUGAAAGUUUUAUAGCUACCGAUUUACAAAGUCAGCGGGGUGAUAGUUCUUCUGGUGGGAUUUUGGAACAAAUUUACAACUUAUAUCGUGAAUCUGAUGAUGCGGAAACUAAUGCGAGAGAUGCUAAUCAUCUAGCAAUAUCAUCUAAUUUCCGAUUUGGAACAGUACUUGAAAAUCGAUAUGCAAUGUUACUACCUGCAUCUGGUAAUGAUCACAAUGCUCGAGAGGCUCUUAAUAAUGAAGUAGAAGGUCUUUUUCCUGAUAUCAACCAGUCUAUCAUGGGAAUGCAAAGUAUUCAAGUCUUGUUCAAUACUUCUGAAGUGAUUUAUGUUUUAAUCUUCAUUGGAUCUAUUUUCACUACUAUCUGGCACAUCUUACGUGUUAGUAGACAACAACUCACUAAUAUUGAUCCAGUACAAGCCAGCAGGAUUACUAUGGCGGUUCAAACACAUUUGGAACUAAUUUUUAACAAGAAGUUUGGCGAUAUCAAUUCUACUUUAGAAAACAUAGAAGUGAGUACGGAUGCCCUUCUUAAUCGACUCUAUAGUAAGGAAACGAGUUUGGAUGAUGAAAUUAAAACAUAUCUGACCAAAAAGUUCAAUGAAGUUAACGCCGAGAACCAUGAAAACAUGUUGGCAUUAUACGAUAAGCUUCUUAAUAUCGAAGGGCGUGUUUGGUCAGCGAACGACGAGCAAUAUGAUAAUUUUAUGACAAAUACAGCUCGCUUCAGUGAACAGCUUAAUAGAUAUACUCGAUCAAAUGAUGAGAUCCUUACCAUCCGUGAAAAACUUGACCACCUUGAAGGAUAUUUAAGAAUUCUGGCCCCGCAUAUUCUAAAUAUCACUCCUGUAUCCAGCUCUAAUGAUUCAUCAUCUUUUACAGAACGCACCGGAUACCGUGAUGGGUGUAUUGGCGUGGGCGCUGCCUGUCAGAUUGUGAAUACGGUCGUAGCCGCCGGUUUACGAUGA
This is a messenger RNA of Funneliformis caledonium, 1584 nucleotides long. NCBI's taxonomy places the organism in Eukaryota, Fungi, Glomeromycota, Glomeromycetes, Glomerales, Glomeraceae. The record is from the annotation of a GenBank genome assembly.